AUGUUCUCAGCAGUCGACGUCUCGUACAAGUUCAUCGCCCGCACUAUCAAAGACGAGCCGGUGAACGAAAUUAUGCAGGCACACGCCAGACUGAUCAACAUCGCCGUCAAGUCGAUGGGCGACGCCCAGCUCUCACACAAGCCCAUCUUCGCGAGCCUGGGCCCGGACAGGCCGCGCGAUCCGCAUCCGCUGUGCCUCACUUUGCAAGAUGCGACCAGGCUUGCCGAGACAAGCGGCAAAGACAUGCUGGUCCUCAUCCUGACAACGGAGGCGACUUAUGGCGAGUUUCCGGAGCCCGGUGCCGUCGUACUGCCUGAUCCGGCAAUUUUUAGCCGAGGCAACACGUUCCGUGGGGCUGCCGAGCUGCAUUCGACGAAUGCGCAUUAUUACGUCAGCAUGAAAAUCAUCCAGCGAUGCCCGGAUGGACGAUACGGGUAUCUAUGCCAGACCCUCUGCCCGUGUGCGGCUAACUGGCCGUGUUCCGUCGAAUUCGGCGUGUGCGUGCCGCAUCCCACCCCGAACGCCAUCAAGGCCGAAAACGGGUGGCUCUUUCUGUUGCUCGGGCUGGCCGCCGUCUGCUGCUUCUGCGUGGUGAUCAUGGGCGUCUUCGGCGUUAUGGUCAAGAUUCUGAAGAAGAAGCGUGCCCACCGCUCGCGACACCAUGAUAGCCCUUCGACCGAAGAUGAGAGCAAGGAGCAUCGAUCGAAGAAGCAUAAGAAGCACAAGCGGAAGCGAAGGGACCCCACUGUCUCCGAAGAAACCGGUGGCACCACCGAGGAUAUCGCA
Mesorhabditis spiculigera is the source of this 786-nucleotide messenger RNA. NCBI's taxonomy places the organism in Eukaryota, Metazoa, Nematoda, Chromadorea, Rhabditida, Rhabditidae. The record is from the annotation of a GenBank genome assembly.